Drosophila teissieri is the source of this 1444-nucleotide messenger RNA. RefSeq names its product chitinase-like protein Idgf5 (gene Idgf5). NCBI's taxonomy places the organism in Eukaryota, Metazoa, Arthropoda, Insecta, Diptera, Drosophilidae. Bases 41 to 1375 code for a protein of 444 amino acids. Gene Ontology annotation, cellular component: extracellular region. Gene Ontology annotation, molecular function: chitin binding. The transcript has 3 exons. Gene Ontology annotation, biological process: carbohydrate metabolic process; chitin catabolic process. The record is from RefSeq and is a predicted model, not a curated record.
AGAUGUGAAUCCAACUUAGUGCUAAGCGGUACUUCGUAGCAUGAUGUUCAUCCAAAACAAUCCAUAUGGAGGAUUACUGCUCUGCAGUUUUUUCGCCAUUUUCCAGUGCAUCUACGCCGAGGUGGGAAAACUGGUCUGCUUCUACGAUGCGAAGAGUUUUGAGCGUGAAGGCCCCGCCCAAAUGUCGCUGGCCGAACUGGAGCCCGCUCUACAGUUUUGCAACUUUCUGGUCUACGGCUAUGCGGGCAUUGAUGCCGAGACCUAUAAGAUCAGGAGUUUGGAUCCAUUGUUGACCAAUGAUCGCCAGCAUUAUCGCCACAUCACUGCUCUGCGCCAGAAGUAUCCGCAUGUCCGCUUCCUGCUGUCGGUGGGCGGCGAUCGGGAUGUGGACAGCGAGGGCGUGGCAGAUAGUGACAAGUAUCUGAGCUUACUGGAACAGCCGGAGCAUCGGAAAAGCUUCCAGGCGAGCGUACUGGCGGAGCUAAACAACCACGGCUUCGAUGGCAUCGAUCUCGCCUGGCAGUUCCCCAAAAAUAGGCCCAAACUUCGCCAGGGCGUGUUCAAGAGGGUGUGGGGUUCGUUUCGUGGCUGGUUCAGUUCCUCGUCGGUGGACGACAAGUCGGAGGAGCAUCGCCAGCAGUUUGCCACCCUUCUCGCAGAGCUGCAAGCCGAUCUGCGGCGGGCUGGCCAACUGCUAACCGUCAGCAUGCUGCCCCAUGUUUCAGCGGAACUCUUUAUUGAUGUUCCAUUGGUGCUGAGUAACGUGGACUUCGUCAACCUGGGCACCUACGACUUCCAGACACCGGAACGCGAUCCCGAAGUUGCAGAUCUGCCCGCACCACUGUAUGCCAUGUACGACCGGGAUCCCAGUCACAAUGUGCAGCACCAGGUGCAGUAUUGGCUGAACCGCACCUCCGCCAUCAGUGCCCACAAGCUGCACGUGGGCGUGACCAGUUACGGUCGCGCUUGGAAUAUGACUCGUCGUUCCGGCAUCACCGGCUAUCCACCGAUUCCGGCGGCAAAUGGAGCCGCACCGCCGGGUAGGCAAACGGUUACAUCCGGAUUGCUUAGCUGGCCGGAGAUUUGUGAUUUGCUGCAGCAGCAACCGCAGGAUCGCGAGGUGCCGCAUCUGCGCAAAGUGGGCGAUCCCACCAAGCGUUUUGGCAUCUACGCCUACCGGGCGGCGGAUGCUCGUGACGAGAAUGGCCUCUGGGUGGGCUACGAGGAUCCCAUGACGGCGGCCAUCAAGGCGGGCUAUGUGCAGGCGCAGGGAUUGGGCGGAGUGGCCUUCCAUGACCUGUCCAUGGAUGAUUUUCGUGGCCAAUGUGCUGGCGAAAAAUUCCCCAUUCUGCGUAGCAUUAAAUUUAAGCUAUAGAACCACUGGUCUUUGCAAUAAAAUUAAAAUUGUAAAAAAUUGAAUUUAAAAUAGUAAAGUAUGCCCACU